UGGCUUCAUGUGUAUGAAAUGCAGAGUUAAAUUCAAGACAAUACGCACCAAGACCCUUCUGAUAUCAUCACCAUGGAGACAUGUUUUCGCAGACUUUGGAUGACAGUUGUUCUGGCAUCGAUUAUGCGGAGAUCAGUCGCGGUAGGGCCGGUUAUCCGGUGCGAACCAUGUGAUGCUGGAGCCCGGCUCCUGUGCAAGCCGUUGCCCAAGGACUGCGCGGAGAGAGUUCGCGAACCGGGCUGCGGGUGCUGCAUGACUUGCGCGCUGGCCUUUGGAAAGCCGUGCGGAGUGUACACCGGGAGAUGUGGCACCGGGAUGACAUGCCAGCACCAGCCCGGCGAGACGAAACCUCUCCAAGCUCUGCUGGAAGGACGAGGACAGUGUGCAAACGCGACCAUUAAAAGACCUGUUGCCACUUUAAUCAAUGAGAGACAAGAAAAUGAUGGUGGUAUUCAGGAGGAGGAGCYUAACACCACCGCCCCAGUGCUCCAAGCCUCCUUCAGCACCAGCAGACCUCCUGUAGGCUUCCCCAGAAUCCCCCAUCACCCCCCUCUCCUCCACCCCGUCAAGGCAGAGGUCAUCCGCAGGGAGCAGCUGAAGAGGGCCCAGAGUUACAAGAUGGAGGAAGUCCCUGGAGCUCUCAGCACAGACCAACAMAACUUCUCCCUGGAAUCCAAGCAGGACCCAGAGUAUGGUCCCUGUCGUAGAGAGAUGGAGAGUAUCCUCAAUGGACUGAAGAUCACAGACAUCCUCAACCCCAGAGGCUUCCGCAUCCCAAACUGUGACAAGAAGGGCUUCUACAAGAAAAAACAGUGCCGUCCAUCCAAGGGCAGAAAGCGAGGGUUUUGCUGGUGUGUCGAUAAGUAUGGGCAGCCAUUGCCAGGUUUCAACGGGAAGGAGAGAGGAGACGCUCUGUGCUACAACUCAGAGAGCCAAUAAGACAAGAGCAGCGAGAAAGAGCCAGAGAGAGAGAGAGAGAGAGAGAGAGGGUGAGAGAAAGAAAAAGGACCCAUGAAUACACAGAGAAACUGAGGAUAUCGGGAUUCAAAAGAUUCCAAAAUGGCUGGGCCUGGACAUUUGUUGACUAGCAUUGAUGACUCUUUGGCCCAUGGGACCUUAUGGAGGGCAGAGCAGGGGGAAUGGCUUGAGAAGAAGACAGGACUCAUCCAAUCACACUCCUUGUGUCCAGCAAACUCCCUCCUAUGCUAUGUGCUGCUCCUAUGUACUGUAAACAGUGUGUGGAUGGAUUCUCCAUAGACUGAAAGGGCAGACCAGACUUGGUAUAUGUAACUCUAAGGACACAUGAGAUGUAAUCAUUCAUUCCAUAGCACAGGGCUAGCUUUGAUGAUUACAGACUUGACGACAGAGGAUCAUAUACAGUGCUCGUCUCGACCCUCAACGAGAGGCGUACACCAACGCACAGCUAGGUGGCACUAUACUCAUGUGUGUGCGUGUUUGUAUGGCUGCAUGGUAUGAUUAUAUUUGUAUGUGUGUGGUUCUGUAUAUUUGAUAUG
Molecule: messenger RNA, 1514 nt
Organism: Salvelinus sp. IW2-2015
Lineage: Eukaryota; Metazoa; Chordata; Actinopteri; Salmoniformes; Salmonidae
Product: insulin-like growth factor-binding protein 3
Biological process (GO): regulation of insulin-like growth factor receptor signaling pathway
Cellular component (GO): extracellular region
Molecular function (GO): insulin-like growth factor II binding; fibronectin binding; insulin-like growth factor I binding
Source: RefSeq, a predicted model, not a curated record